AUGAAGAGCGAGUUCCUUUUGGUUUUCCUAUUCUUGGGAAUUCUUAAUUGUGAAGCCCAAUCUUUGAAUCUCAACUCAUAUGACUAUUUAGAACUAGCCUUAAGGUGGCCAAAUUCCUAUUGCUUGACACAUGAAGGUGGUUGCAGGGACAUAGUGCCCCAAUAUUUCACUAUUUACUACCUUCGUCCCAGGAAAAGGGGAGGACCUGAUCUGCAAAACUGUCCCACACCAUUUGCUCUGCCAAAUAGCACUAUUGAAGCGAACAAAAAUGACUUACUCAAGUUUUGGCCAGAUUUAAGAACUGAUAAUUUCAUAGAGAGCAAGUCAUUAUGGAGGGACCAAUGGAAUAGGUUUGGUUCAUGCUAUAAUAUGAUGCCAGAUGACUAUAUUGCUUAUGCACUCAACAACAGAAAGAGAAAUGACCUGAAGAAAAUCUUGACCAGUGCAGGUAUUGUUGCAAGUGGAAAUCCAUAUCCAUCACGUAGAAUACUACAAGCUUUCAGGAAAGCUUUGGGUGUGAAUGUGGACAUAGUCUGUGAGCCAGAUAGAAAUGGAUAUGUUUAUCUUGCAGAGGUUCAUCAAUGUUUUGAUGUUCAAGGAACAACCCCUAUAGACUGCGACAAUAAGGCAAGAGGAUGUGAUGAUGACCCCAUCUUUCCAUAUAUGGGAUUCCAACAAGAUGAAGAUCCCAAGUAAUAACGCCAUGCAAUCAUGCAUAAGCUCCUAUAUAAUUGUAUUACCCGGCCCUAGAACAUAUAUGUAUUCAAAAUAAGGGGUUCUAAGUGUAUGCUAAGAAAAUAAUUAAUAAAAAUUUUAAAAAAAAUGUUUAACCAAAUAUGUGCAAAACAAAAAAAAUUUGUCGCCUGUUGAUAUCUACUACUUUUACAUAUGUAAAAAAUUGUUAAGAUGUUGAAAUCCCACUAUUUUUACUUGUCAUGAUAGCAUCCCUAGCUUUUGCCUAGAUAUAGAUCGCAGGGAGGCAAACACAAAUCUA
Molecule: messenger RNA, 994 nt
Organism: Cajanus cajan (pigeon pea)
Lineage: Eukaryota; Viridiplantae; Streptophyta; Magnoliopsida; Fabales; Fabaceae
Product: ribonuclease S-2
Biological process (GO): RNA catabolic process
Cellular component (GO): extracellular region
Molecular function (GO): RNA binding; ribonuclease T2 activity
Source: RefSeq, a predicted model, not a curated record